GAAGGCAGAGGUGAAACAAAAUCUUUAACCAUUCCUUGCAUGUUAACAUUGGUCCAUGCAGAUGGCCCAUUGUUUUUCUCUUUAGAACAGAAAUUACUGAAAACGUUUUUGUAGGCAGUUGCACUGAUUGAUAGGCAUGCACAGUGUGAAAGAAUUCACAUGUCUAGGCUUUGUUUUGAUAAGAUGCCUACUAAAAGUUAGCUUGUUGGAAUUCUGUGAUAGGUGGCUAUGCCAUUCAUGGAAAGGCCAAAGAAGCCAUUGGCAUUUUCCAGUCAUUGCUAAUGAGUGGGCUGAAGACUAAAUUUAUUAGCUUCAAUUCGUAUUAGCUGCAUGUAGCCAUGGUGACUAUGGAUGAAGGACGCCAUUAAUUUGACGGUACUUCCUAGAGAUCACGGAAUUGAAGCAACCUUUGAGCAUUAUGCUUGUAUGGUAACCCUUUUUGGUCAUGCUGAAAAGUUGAUGAGGCAUUUAACAUGAUCAAGCAGAUGCCAUUUUGAACCAGAUGCCUGCAUAUGGGGAGCUUUACAAAGCUCCUGAUUCAUAAUAAGGUAGCUAGGCGGGGCUGCUGAAAUGGAACUUGUAGACUUAUAGCCUAGAAAUUCUGGGAACUAUAUUCUUCUACCAAAUGUUUAUGUGACCAAAGUCAAUAUGGUUAGUAAUAUGAUGAAGGAUAUGGAAUUGAAGAAUCCUGGAUGCUGUUGGGCUCAGGUCAAUAGCGAAUUUCAUAUACUUCUUGCAGGGGUCAAUUCACAUCCACAAAUGUCCAAAAUCAUUGAAAAAUUGGAUGAGCUCAACAUAGAGAUGAAGAAAUCUCUCUAUUUCCAAGAUAUGGACUUUGUUCUUCAAGGUGUGGAGGAGCAGGACAAGGAGCAGAUGUUAUGCAGGCACAGUGAAAAGUUGGAAGUUGCUUUUCUGCUUCGGAACACGCUACCUGGCUCUCCUCUUCUAGUAGUAAAGAACCUCAGAAUCUGCAGCGAGUUCCAUGUGGUCAGAAAACUUUAUAUCCAGAUUUGUAGGUGGCAGUAUAUUUAUGAGAGACAAAUAGGUUUCAUCACUUUGAGGAUGGAGUUUGCUCUUUUGGGAAUUAUUCGUGUAUAUGUUUCUGUUGUUUGUAAAGCUAAGUUAUGUGGAGUUAAGCUAUUUGGCUUUAACAAUGAUGCCCCUAGACUUAUCACUGUGGUUGCUCCUAAAGAUCUUUAAAAUAAGACACUGAUUGGAUUAAUGGACUCUCGUGUCUGCAAACUGCACCCAGCUCACCCAUAGUAGUUAUACGGUACAGGCAAAACUCUCCAGAAAUGCCUUUCACAAGUUGCCAACUGACCCCUUGAAAACAGAAACUAGUAAAACAUAGACAUUAUCAAUUCAAAGUUCGAACCCAGAACUGCAAAUGUGGCAGGAGAAGAACACUAUUUAUCUCGUUCAUGUAUGUCUGCCACGUUAAGAAGGAAGAAGCUGUUAAAAUCUUGAUAGCAUGGUGAAAAGAUGAUGUACAUGACGAUGGGUGGAGGUCAGGAGAAAAUACCAAAUACAGGCUACUAUAAAUCCUGAAAGAGACAAAGAAGAUAAGCACCUGUCCAUUUCUACGGCGUGCAAGACAAGAAACUACCCCAGCAUGGUUUUCCUUUGCAUUGGCUGCUUCUAGACUCUUAUAUUAUUUGAGUAACUAAAUACGUGGAUGCUGGGUGGACUCUGAACUUCAUUUCAGUUGAGGUAUGAGAGACGGCCCACAGCUCUUCUAUCACAGGCGGUAAUGGUAUUUGAAGCUUUGGAGUGAGAGAGUCAUACACCCCCCAAAAUGAAAAUAUAAAUGCUUCGUGUUAGCCCUGAAACCCAUUAGCUGGCUAGCUUUCCCCUCCACCAAUCCAAAAUCUUUUUCUCUUCCCCGAUAUUAAGCGUUAUUCACCCCCCACCCCCACGCCUUCCAACAGUACGCGCACAUAACCCUUAUACUUCACACCUUCCCUCCACAAACGCGGCUCCUUUCUACUAUGCGCCAUGGUGUGCAUCACACGCCUCUCCCACCUAUUCUCUCCCCUUCUCCGUCACCCUCCUUGAACUGCACUGACUCCGCCCCCGGCUCUCACACCAUGAUCGUCUCCGUCUUCUUGGCCCUUUUUCUACCCUGUGCCGGCAUGAGCGCAGUUUUUGGAGUCUAUAUCUGCCUCUUGUGGUACUCCACCAGUUACCAUUCAGAUAUCAGGUUACCAGAAAAGCCGGUGGCCGGGGCAGGAUUAUCGCCUUCCGAGCUCGAGAAGUUACCCAAGGUCACGGGGAAAGAACUUGUACUCGGAACAGAAUGCGCGGUGUGCCUCGACGAGAUCGAGGGCGAGCAACCUGCAAGACUGGUUCCCGGUUGUAAUCACGGGUUUCACCUUCACUGUGCUGAUACUUGGCUUUCCAACCAUUCCGUCUGCCCCGUCUGUAGGGCCAAGCUUCCGCCUGAUCAGCUCGAAAGUCCCUGCUAGAAAUCCAUCUUAGUACCCGAAA
This is a messenger RNA of Carica papaya (papaya), 2487 nucleotides long. Its product is annotated as RING/U-box superfamily protein. NCBI's taxonomy places the organism in Eukaryota, Viridiplantae, Streptophyta, Magnoliopsida, Brassicales, Caricaceae. The record is from RefSeq and is a predicted model, not a curated record.